Messenger RNA from Rangifer tarandus platyrhynchus (Svalbard reindeer), 1362 nucleotides. NCBI's taxonomy places the organism in Eukaryota, Metazoa, Chordata, Mammalia, Artiodactyla, Cervidae. The record is from the annotation of a GenBank genome assembly.
AUGCUGGCUGGGCGCGCCGUCGCCUUGCUCUGCCUGACCUGGGGCACCUACCAGAGCCUGGCCGUCCCCAGGGUCACGGAAUGCGGCCUCUCCUGUUCCCAGGGCUUCGCCUGCAAGAGCCGCGUGAACCAAAAUAUUUUCAACAGCUUCUGCCGGCCACCCCCAGCAUCCAUGCCCAGGCCCGUGCUGGGGGCCCUGGCGCUCUCCACCGCCAUGAAGUGCUCCCCGCCCGACAGCUGCUUCCUGCUCCUGCGUGUUAAUGCCUCCCUCACGCUGCACGAGAGUCUGCAGGGCCUGGAGGCCUGCUCCACGAGCCUGGACACCCAGGAGACGCAGUGCCAGACUGUGCGGGUUCCCAGGGCCUCCCGCCGGCAGGCGGGGCGGCAGCUCCAGGUGCACUUUGACUGCUUCGAGGUGGGCGUGGCCCAGACCCUCUACGUCACCCUGAGGACUGUCCCCCACUUCUGCGGGGUCCAGCUGGGCCAGCAAUACCACAUGGAAGCUGAGCAGCUCUCCUACUGGGUGGACCGCAGCCGCAAGGUCGUUCUAGUACAGGUGCCCGAGUCUGGGGGCCCUGACUACUUCGCGCGGCUCUGUCUGAAGCGGUUCACCUGCGAGGACGCGGGCACCCCAGUGCUGGUAACGGGGAACAGUAUCUCCCGGAGGGUCUCUCUGCCCUACAGCCAAGAGUUGUCGUGCCUGUGCCUUGAGGUCUGGUCGGCGACCCCCGACGCGGUGCGAAUCCAAACCUGCCCCUUCAAAGAUGACACGGAGAGCCUCUGGGACGCCAUCCACUACCACCCGGGGAGCCAGGUGCUGAGCUGGGAGCCCGCCUGCCCCAUGAGAGGCCGUGUGAGUCUGUGCUGGCGGCCAGGGCCAGGGGCCCACUGCCUCGAGCUGAAGCACUCAGGCCGGCCGGCCCGCGGCAAGGUGCAGUACCCGCUCGUGGACACGCAGCCCCAGCUCUGCCUGAAGUUCUCCACGAGCCUGGGUUUCCAAGUGAGGUGCCCUUUCAAGCAGCCGCGCUUCCCAGCCUGGAAGAUGACCGUCCAGCCCGCACCCGCUCCGGGCCGCCUCCGGGUGGCCUUCUUCUCGUCCAGCCCCGCCCGCUUCCAGGUGUGCAUGUGUCACCAGGGAAAGACGUGGCCCCCCGACUGCCGUCGACUGCUCCAGGCCACCCCCGUCCCUGCGGCCUCUGGUGACCCCACAGAGGACCCUGCAGUGGCCUUUGUGGACAUUCCCAGGGACGAGGCCUGCGCACCCAGCACCUGCAUCCAGGGCAGGAGGAUCGAUGUCCAGUUCUCCGCUCCCCAGCAGCUCUGCAACCUCCAGUGCGCUGCCACCCAGGGGACAGCAGCCUGA